Molecule: messenger RNA, 2786 nt
Organism: Chelonia mydas (Green sea turtle)
Lineage: Eukaryota; Metazoa; Chordata; Testudines; Cheloniidae
Gene: MROH6
Product: maestro heat like repeat family member 6
Exons: 14
Coding region: 1-2658 (885 amino acids)
Cellular component (GO): cytoplasm
Source: RefSeq, a predicted model, not a curated record
AUGACUUCAGUUGCACGGCAAGACCCUCAAAAGAAGAGCAAACAGAAGUCUGGUAGUGUCUCUGAGAUAAUUAUUGCUGGUGAGGGCAUAAGCUCCUCUCCAAAGGUUGAGAAGAACCUCACCUUGCAGCAGGAGAAAUCUCAAACAGUCCAGCUGGUUGCUGCCAGGAAGGGAACACAGUCUAGUCUGAAGAGAGAACUAAGCUCUUUGUGGGUUCAGGAGAAGUUUCAGGCUGUAAAAAAGCUAAAAUCCUCUCCCUCUUCUCCUGAAAUAGCCACUGCUCCUCCCUCAGUGAGAGAUCUCUCAGCUGUGCUUGAAGAAAUCCAGGUUAUCAAGGGGACGUUGCAGGUACUUUCAGACUCAUCAAUGGAAAUUAAAGCCAAGCUCUCCAAGGUACACAGUGAAAUCUCACAGAUCAACAUGCUGAUGGAGAAAAAUGAAUCAGGAAUCAGCCAAAUUGGAGACCAAGUAAAGAUGCAAGUCAAUAAAUGGGAGGCCAGCUCGCCAGAUAUGAAGACACAGCUCUGUAUUGCAGACAAACAGGAUCUCACCCUACAGCAGGAGCAGCAGAGGUCUGUAACGCAGGAGUCCGGUGCUGCUGCAGGAGAAGUGGUGGAGCAACACAUUGUCCAGAAUCAAUGGGACCUCACUCUUUGGCAAGGGAAGAGGAAACCUGAAACAGCAGGGCCCCUGAUAACAGGAGACUGGACAAGCUCUCAAACUCAACAGGACUCCUCCGCACUACCGCAGGAGGAAGGCAAUGGUCAUAGCGGCAAAGAGCAUACUAGUUUGGUCUCACUUACCGACCUGGUGCUGACAACUGUAGCCAGUCUGAAGGACUCUGACCAUGCCAGUGAAGCAGCCACGACAACACUGGCUGCAAUUCUGGAGGACCACGGGGCUGAGAUGAAGGAGAAGGUGUCAGACAUUGUGGAUGGCAUCUAUCUCCAGAUAAACAACAUCCCAGAGGGCAGUGCCAGGCGGGCAGCUCUCAGGGUGGUGUGUUCAUUGGCUGAGGAGUACCCAGAGGAAGUGGUCUCAAGCCUUCUGAGACACUCGCUCCCAUGUGACAGCAAUGCUGCUGAGCUGUGGAAGGGCCUGUGCAGAAACCUAGAAAUCAAUGCCAAAGUUAUGUGGCAGCUGCUCAGAGAGCUGAAACCCCGACUCCAGGAGAACAGCAGCAGCUCUGGUGAUGGAGCCUCCCUCACUCCACUGGCUGCAACCAGAGCCCUGUGUGAGAUGCUUACUAUCUAUGUGUGCAUUGGGGCAAUGCGGGGCUUCUACCCUCAGCUAUUCCUAGCUCUGCUGACUCAAGUUCACUACCUGGUGAGCCUGCCAGGCUACACUGAGGUCACCAGAAGGGAGUGCGGCCAGCAGAACAGGCUCACGACAGCCAGCCAUGUGAGCUGUGCAGUGGAAGCUCUGAAGGUCCUGCUGAUCCGAGAUAGAAAAGAAAUUGUAUUGCCAUGGAUGGAGAAAGUGGGAGGCUGGGACCUUCUCUCAACUGCUGAGGGUUACCUGGAAGGGGUCCUUCUGCUGGCUAGAGCCAUGGUUACACAUGCAAGCCACCAUCUCUCUGGGCUUCUUGCCAAUACCAUCCCAAAUCUCCGCAUUGAGGAUGAAGAGAAAACUUUGACAGCCAUGGCCUUCUUCACUGGGCUUCUCCGUAGCAAAUCUGUGACCAAGCUAUUGCCAAGACGAACUAUUCUGGGUAGGCUGGAAGAGUGGCGGAUAGAUCCGAGACCCACUGUCCGCUGGCUAAGUCUGCAUGGGCUUGGAAACAUGGCACUUCACCAGCAGAAGGUGAAACAGCUCCAGGCUCUCCUUCCUGCCAUCCUGGUGGGUUUGAACGAGACACACGAGAGGCUUGUUGAGGAGGCCAUCACUGCUCUGGGAAGCAUUCUCAGACACCACAGGGACAGGGUGAACAUCAGCUCCAUCUGUGUUCGGAUUGCGAAGACGCUUCGGCCCUUCCUGGAUGACCCCAGAGACAAGGUGCGUUCUUCUGCCAUUGGCCUGUUUGGGACCCUCUUAAGAGGUUUGAACCUAAAGUCUAAAUCCAUCAUGCAGGAGCAAGUCCUCAGCAGCUUGGUGCCGUUGCUCCUCCUUUUGCAUGACCAGGACCAGGAGGUGGUUGAGAGCUGUGAGUGGACUUUAGCCCGAUGUAAUGACUUCCUGGGAUGGAAAUUGCUGGAGGAGAUAUUCACCAUGGCCCAUUAUGACAAUCAGCAGGCCUUGUGCAAUGUCUGCAAGCACCUGGUUCAGCAAUACUCAGGCAGAAUCCAUGAAUUCCUGUUCCAGAGCCAGCACUAUCUGAAGAGUAGCCAGGCUCCCGUGAGGAGGGCAGCCAGUAUGUUCACAGGGUUCAUUGUUCAUCACAUGGAUGCCUGCCGCAUGAGUGGAGGAGAUAUGUCCUCACUGCUCAGUGCUCUCAGUGAUUCGCUGCUUGACCCUGAGCCCUCAGUCUGCAGUGUUGCCUCUGUCUCUAUCCAGCAAGUGAAGCAAGUCUCUGAGAAUCUGGCUGUGACAAGCGUCCUGAUCUCACUGAGGAGGCUAUUCUGCUGCGUGACCAGCCAAAACAGAGAGAAACCUCUGUAUGAGGACAGCCCUUUUAAAAGAAAGAGAUGGAUGGAAUUUCAAGAUUCAAAGACUGUGUGAGAAUUAAUUAAAAAAAAGUAAGAAUAAAACAAGAGACUCCUUACUGGAGACUUCCAUGCCUCUGGUCCUGCAUUGGGAAGCACACAAAAAGGAAAAAAAUCCCACGCUCUCUGUAGAAGAACUUGUUC